UGGUUCCACUUCCAGGGAGGACUUCUGCAUUGUUUUGAUUCUGAGAGCCCCAUCGCCAGCUAAUUUCUGGAUUUUUAACCAAAAAGAAUAAGUUACAGAUCAACUGGGGAAAAAGGGACCACAUCCAGCAGGACCAAAGAGGCAGCUGUCGAUAUAGCUCCUUUCCUGGAGGCUGAGGCGAUGGAAGAGCAGACAGGCUCACCUGGUAACACAGACAACAGCAGCCAGAGAAAUGAAGAGGAGAAGCCCAGGCGCAGCAGCUGGACCAAGGGCCGUAAGAGGAAGAAGCCAGUGAAGGACAGCAACGCCCCCAAGGCACCGCUGACGGGCUAUGUGCGCUUCAUGAACGACCGGCGUGAGCAGCUGAGGGCUGAGCGGCCUGACGUGCCCUUCCCAGAGAUCACCAGGAUGCUGGGCAAUGAGUGGAGCAAACUGCCGCAGGAAGACAAGCAGCGCUACCUGGACGAGGCGGAGAGGGACAAGGAGCGCUACAUGCGUGACCUGGAGAAGUACCAGAAGACGGAGGCCUACAAGCACUUCACCCGGAAGGUGCAGGAGAAACAGAAGGUCAAGAGGCACCGGGGAGAUGGCGGGCACCAGGUAGCCAACGAAUCUCUUCACGAGAAGGACACAGAGGGCAAGGAAAGGUCUGUGUUCGACAUUCCCAUCUUCACAGAGGAGUUUCUCAACCACAGCAAAGCACGGGAGGCGGAGAUGCGUCAGCUGCGCAAGACCAACAUGGAGUAUGAGGAACGCAACGCGGCACUGCAGAAGCACGUGGAGAGCAUGCGCGGCGCUGUGGAGCGCCUGGAUGGCGACGUGAGGCAGGAGAGGGGACGCAACGGGCUGCUCCAGCAGCACCUGGAGACCCUGCGCCAGGCCCUGACCAGCAGCUUCUCCUCUGUGGCCCUGCCUGUUAGUGGGGAGACCCCUACCCUGGACACCAUCGACUCCUACAUGAAAAAGCUCCAUGGUAUCAUCCUGAGUAACCCGCAGGAGCACGAUAACCUCAUCGGCACCGUGAGAGAGGUGGUCAACCGGCUGGACAGGUAAUUGGACUCAGCUGGACUAUUUGACUGUUGUGGCCACAGGGAUUGUGAGAAUCCAAACCUCUUCAUUGUCUGGUCCAGUUUAGGAUUUCCAUCGAGACGGUGAUUUUAAAACACCUUUUAUUAACUUUAGUGAAGUGAAAAUGUGUUGGGAAUAUCAUUAUAAUUUUUUUUUUUUAUCUGUUGACGCUAUCAGUGUAGUUAUAAUCAUUUUAUAGAAAAUGCCAUCCUGGAGAUGAUGUCAGUUCAAAAAUGACUUUGUUCUGUAAGAUUCCAAACUUCAUGUGUCAUUCAAGCCCCAUUCCAAUCAUAAAUAACUUCUCUGCCACUGUGUCAACGUAAUGAUGUGCAUAUAGAAGUAUUUGGUUGACAUUUGAAUUCACUUAAGCCUGUAUGUUUACUGUUCUUUUUAUUUGUCAAAUUCUUUUAAUGUCAAGAUUUGAGUCUCUUCAAAUGUUAGCUGAUUUGAGAAAUGUCACAUUGUGUUUGUGUUGCAUCACACAUAAGCAGGGGUUGUUUGUAUUCUAUAGCAAAAGCUUUUGUUAAAAAAAUUCUGUGCCAGUCCAAAUUUAUUUUGAUAGUUGUGGAAAAAGUACUCGUUUGUCUUCAAUAAAAUGCAUUUACAGAA
This is a messenger RNA of Salmo salar (Atlantic salmon), 1677 nucleotides long. RefSeq names its product high mobility group 20A (gene hmg20a). Gene Ontology annotation, biological process: regulation of gene expression. Lineage: Eukaryota; Metazoa; Chordata; Actinopteri; Salmoniformes; Salmonidae. Gene Ontology annotation, cellular component: nucleus. The record is from RefSeq and is a predicted model, not a curated record.